AUUUCUGCAGCGACCCCUCUACGCGACCGUUGUUGGACACCAAAGACCCUGAUACAUGCAGUACUGUCCUAUCAAAUUGAACAUUAUUUGAAUUGGUGUUAGACAUCCCCUAGCCUACACCCGGUCUAAAACGAGUCUUCCGACGGCAGAUUUUUCAAACCACCCGUCGCAAAUUCCCAUCGCGUGGUGCGGGGAACCACUCCGAUCCAGUCAAUUCAAUUGAACAAUAGUGGCCGAAGAAUUCAGUCAUCAUGCCUCUUGACACCUCGACAACAUACCCGCUCACCAAGCUGCGCCUCGAUGGCCGUCGCUGGAACGAACUGCGCCUCCUCUCGGCACAGAUCUCCACGAACCCAGCCAGCUCGGGCUCCUCAUACCUGGCCAUGGGGAACACCACCAUCCUGUGUUCCGUCCACGGUCCCGCCGAAGGACGUCGCGGGGAUGCGACAGGCGGCGCCGCCGGGUCCUCGGAAGCGGUGGUCGAAGUCGAUGUCAAUGUGGCCGGUUUCGCGGGCGUGGAUCGCAAGAGAAGAGCCGGCGGAAGCGAUAGACAAUCGUCACGCAUAGCCGCAACCCUCCGAGCCGCCUUCCAGUCGCAUUUGCACACCUAUCUCUACCCGCACAGCACGAUCAGCAUCCACGUCUCGGUUCUUUCAUCGGACGGGUCUCUCCUAGCAGCCGCAAUCAACGCCUGUACCCUGGCGCUGGUCGACGCCGGUGUCCCCAUGCCGGGCCUUCUCUGCGGCUGCACGGCCGGCAUGAGCGGCAGCGCCUCGACACCACGGGAUCCGCACAACGACGCGCUCGACCCGCUGCUCGACCUGUCGCUGCCGGAAGAGCAAGAGCUUCCGUUCCUCACCGUCGGAACGACCAACUCCAUCCCCGUCGGGGAACACGCCAUGGACGACGACGAGCCGGACAUGAAAGUCUCGAUGUUGACCCUGGACUCGAAAGUCCAUUGCACGUAUAUCGAAACCAUGCUGGCUGUCGGGAUCGACGGCUGCAAGCAGAUCCGAGAGAUUCUGGAGAACGUCAUCCGGGGGACUGGGAAGAGUAGAUGAUCGUGCCUAGCGGAGGGGGGGCAUGGAUCUGUUUUGUCUGUAUCCGAGCAUGGCAGGUGUGCGAUUAUACCCGUCGGUUUGCAAUGGGAGGUGUUGGGCGUAUUGUUGAUAUUAGUCAUGUUAUCAAAAUAUCCUUCCUAUAGAUCUUGGGCUGUGUGGGCCAAUAUUGACUUGGAAGUCUACCUAGUGUAUGUGCCAUGCGUCAAUCUCGAGGUCAUUAGUGGAUGUGCAUUGAGCAC
This is a messenger RNA of Aspergillus candidus, 1300 nucleotides long. Its product is annotated as exosome non-catalytic core subunit SKI6. Bases 252 to 1061 code for a protein of 269 amino acids. NCBI's taxonomy places the organism in Eukaryota, Fungi, Ascomycota, Eurotiomycetes, Eurotiales, Aspergillaceae. The transcript is spliced from 2 exons. The record is from RefSeq and is a predicted model, not a curated record. Gene Ontology annotation, cellular component: nucleolus; cytoplasmic exosome (RNase complex); nuclear exosome (RNase complex). Gene Ontology annotation, biological process: rRNA catabolic process; poly(A)-dependent snoRNA 3'-end processing; U4 snRNA 3'-end processing.